AUGCGCAUCCUCGAACAUUUCUUCCCUGGACAUGAGCUCAACCUGCAAUCUCUGCGAACCAUCGCCAAAGCUAUCAAGGAAGGCACGUUUAAUGCGGAGCCUGUCCAGCAUACUGAAGGCCUCUUCAGUAAUGACCAAGAGUCACCUGAGGAUGCAGAGAGUGUUGAUGAUGGCGAGGAACAAGACGUACAGGAACUGCAUGAGCCGUUGGGCUGCAUGAUGAAAGAUUCAAGAGGGAAAUUUCGAUACGUUGGCGCUCACAGUGAAAUACCUUUUAAUGCUGCUGUGGCCACUUUGGGUAUGCAAAGGAAAGACCCGUCGAUCAUCCCAGGCCCCAAAGUGGGCUCAUAUCCGCCUACUCUACCAGGCUCCUCGCCUUCGAAUUCUCCUGGUUUUGAAGAGAGCUACUACCUUCCCGGUCGAGAGUUGUGCGACGUCUACAUCUCCCGGUUUCUAGAGGAUGUCCAUUGCACGUACUGGCUAUACCCAGUGGAAACCCUGCUCCGACGGAUAGAAAAUACAUACUCCGAGUCGGCACCGCGCUCAUCAAGCUCUUGGAUGUGCUGUUUGUACACUAUGUUCGCCAUUGGCGCAGCAAACUAUGUAGGCCCCAACGGUAACUCUCCGCCACCGGAUUGGCCAGCUGCGUUGGACCCGAAAACAUCGGAGGACUACAUUACACUUGCAAAACAACUUAUUCCGGCAGUAUAUGAUGAGGCCGAUGUCGAUAGUAUACGUGCAAUGGCUACAAUGCUCGACCAGGAACUAUCUUCGCGAGGCGGGAGUCCGACGGUCAUAGAUGAGCGGUUUACGAAGGUUACUACGCCCAUGCCUUCAGAGCAGCGUGAGAUCAUACAGUCGGUCUACAUGGAACGCUCGGCCAACUCGAUAUCCUUCUCAACCGUAUCUAACUCCCUUCUGCUGCUGCAAAAGUGGUAUCGCCAGAUGCCGCCACACCUCAAAUACGACGUACCCGCGCCUCCCACGCACCGACGUGCGGUUGCAAUCUUGCAUCUCCAAUAUUGGAGCACCACGAUACUCCUCACGCGGCCGUUCCUUCUGUACCUCGUCAUCAAGCAUGGGACGCUGGCUUCGAGCAAGAGGAUAUGGUUCGAGCGGAUGGGCAAGAUGUGCAUUGACGCCGCACAAAAGAGCAUCUCGAUACUGACACAAAUGGCAAACGAUGGCACACUAUCGAGCUUGACGGCCUUUGAUAGCACAUGUAUUCUACGGCUGAUCAUGAUCUUCAUCCUUGCCUACGCACACACCAGAACAUCCCGGUAUAGCGCGCAUAUCGAGAAGCUGGUGGAGCUCACACGUGGUAUGGAGCAGAUAGGCUUUACCAAAAUGGUAACUGAGGAAACUCCAUUACGUCUCGCAGACCUAGGUAUCACUGGCCAGGCUCAACAGAACAACGGAGACGCGAAUGGGUCGAGUGGGCAGGUUCAUCUCGAUGAUGAGAUGAUCGCUCAGUUAUGGGGCAACUGGGAUCCGUAA
Molecule: messenger RNA, 1497 nt
Organism: Alternaria metachromatica
Lineage: Eukaryota; Fungi; Ascomycota; Dothideomycetes; Pleosporales; Pleosporaceae
Exons: 3
Coding region: 1-1497 (498 amino acids)
Biological process (GO): positive regulation of transcription from RNA polymerase II promoter by galactose
Cellular component (GO): nucleus
Molecular function (GO): DNA-binding transcription factor activity, RNA polymerase II-specific; RNA polymerase II cis-regulatory region sequence-specific DNA binding
Source: RefSeq, a predicted model, not a curated record